GCGAAGGAGCCUAAGACCCCGUCGAGGACAGAGGAAUGACGCCGCUCAUUGUGCCGGACGGUUCCUGCGCGGAAUUUUAACGAGAUCGGGAGGGGCCUGCCAGGGUGCAACCUGUAUAUAUAUAAAAGGGGGACAGUGGUCGCCAGCAGUGGCGGAACGAAAAAAGCUUUAAAAUCUGAGCGCCCCACGACCACCACUCGGAGUAACUGUACCACCCGGAUAUUCCGUCUGUACAUCGAGCAGCGGGCAGUAAAAGUCAUGAAGGUGCUGUUACUCUGCCUCUUCCUGUUUCUAAGGGAAGCCAACUGCGGAGUGGUUGAGGCACCCGCCUAUGGCACGGCCCUGGUUCCCGAGACUGGAACGUCUUCUCAGUACCGGUCUCAAGAUGUUCACGGAAACUACCAAUUCGGCUACGAAGAGAAGCACACGUCGGGCGGCUCCUUCCGCCAGGAAACCGGAGAUGCGUACGGCAACAAGUACGGCUCGUACGGCCUCACUGACGCCGACGGCCGCGUGCGCAUCGUCAAGUACGUAGCCGACGCCAACGGCUUCCGCGUCAUAGUCAACACCAACGAACCGGGAACCGCGCCCUCGACGCCGGCGGCGGCCUCCAUCAACGUCCCACAGGAACCCGUCGUCCCUGCACCCGUCGUCAAGACCGUGGUCCCCGCUGCUCAAGUGGUGACGGCUGCGGUAGCUCCCGCUGUGGUCGCGGCUCCCGCUACAACGGUUGUCGCAGCGCCCGGACCCGCCGUAGUGACGGCCGCAGCCGCUCCGGCGACCGUGACAACGAUCAGGAGAUUUGUCCCAGCUUCCAUAUACACAGGAGCCGCAGUCGCGGCACCGGUCGUGCAUACCGCCCCCGCAGUGCCGGCAGUUCCCGUGUUCGGAUACCGGCGGGUCGUAGCCGCGGCUCCGGUCGUGACCGCCGCAGCCCCGGCCGUGUCGUAUUCAACCGGCUUCGUGCCGUCAGUGCCGUACGCCGCUUCAGCUAUCCCACCACCGCCUGUCCGUAGAGUUAUCGUCCGUAAGGUCGUCCCUGCCGGCUACGGGGCCGGCUACGGGGCCGGAUACGGGGCCGGAUACGGGGCCGGAUACGGACCGCUGCGCAGUGCUGCGACGUCGUACGCUGCACCAGCCGUCGUGGCGGCUCCUGCUGUAUUCGGGGCCAAGCUGACGGCGGCUGCACCUGCAUACUCGUACGGUGGGCCAGCCGCUGUCACGAGCUUCGCCGGCAAGCCUCUGGACUACUACGAGCAUCUGGCCAACAAGUACGGGGCUACUUAUCUGCGGCGUCGUCGAUGAGCGAGAUAUACGACUCAAAUUGGCGUCUAAUUACUGCCUCAUUUUUCGUCCAUUGUAUGCUAUACCUCCUGCCGCCAUUGUGUCCAGUAUUUCACGUCCAGCUACUCAUGUAAAGCUAUUUAUGCGUAGUGUUGAUGUCCAGCUGACGAUUACUGCUGUCGCAUGCCCUUGACGGUUCCGUAGAGGGUGUUUAUGACUUUCACAUCCCCCUGUGUGUGUAUUUCUGUGUAUUUCUCUACCCAACCUGAAGGUAAAUUCUACCGCUCAUCUACUCUAGACCACGCAUCUCU
Dermacentor silvarum is the source of this 1595-nucleotide messenger RNA. RefSeq names its product translation initiation factor IF-2. Gene Ontology annotation, molecular function: structural constituent of chitin-based larval cuticle. The record is from RefSeq and is a predicted model, not a curated record. Bases 259 to 1305 code for a protein of 348 amino acids. The transcript has 3 exons. Gene Ontology annotation, cellular component: chitin-based extracellular matrix. Lineage: Eukaryota; Metazoa; Arthropoda; Arachnida; Ixodida; Ixodidae.